Messenger RNA from Lontra canadensis (Northern American river otter), 2383 nucleotides. RefSeq names its product FERM domain containing 7 (gene FRMD7). The coding region runs from base 110 to 2242 and encodes 710 amino acids. NCBI's taxonomy places the organism in Eukaryota, Metazoa, Chordata, Mammalia, Carnivora, Mustelidae. The record is from RefSeq and is a predicted model, not a curated record. Gene Ontology annotation, molecular function: guanyl-nucleotide exchange factor activity; cytoskeletal protein binding. Gene Ontology annotation, cellular component: cytoskeleton. The transcript has 12 exons.
GGGGGUGGGGGCCCCCAAGCGCACGGCAUCCAGCUGGAGAAAGCCCCUCUUCCUGUCACAGCUCCCACAGCACUCCAAGCCUGCUUGCAGCCCAACGGCCUCGCUGAGAAUGCUACAUUUAAAAGUACAGUUUUUGGAUGAUUCCCAGAAGAUUUUUGUGGUUGAUCAAAAGUCAUCCGGGAAGGCGCUGUUUAACCUGAGUUGCAGCCACCUAAAUCUCGCUGAAAAGGAGUAUUUCGGAUUAGAAUUCUGUAGCCAUUCUGGAAAUAAUGUCUGGUUGGAACUGCUGAAGCCAAUUACAAAGCAAGUGAAAAAUCCUAAGGAGGUUGUUUUCAAAUUUAUGGUGAAAUUUUUCCCAGUGGACCCCGGACAUCUUCGAGAAGAGCUUACAAGGUAUCUUUUUACGCUUCAAAUAAAGAAGGAUUUGGCUCUAGGAAGGCUUCCGUGCAGUGAGAACUGUACUGCGUUGAUGGUAUCUCACAUUCUACAGUCAGAACUGGGAGACUUUCAUGAAGAAACAGACAAGAAACACCUGGCUCAAACCCGCUACUUACCGAACCAGGACUGUUUAGAGAGCAAGAUUGUGCACUUUCAUCAGAAGCACGUUGGCAGGAGCCCUGCGGAAUCUGACAUCCUGCUACUGGAUGUAGCGAGGAAGCUGGAUAUGUACGGCAUCAGGCCUCACCCUGCCAGCGACGGCGAAGGCACGCAGAUCCACCUGGCUGUCGCUCACAUGGGAGUACUGGUGUUACGGGGCAAUACAAAGAUCAAUACUUUCAACUGGGCUAAAAUUCGCAAGUUGAGUUUUAAAAGAAAGCAUUUUCUCAUCAAACUUCAUGCCAACAUCUUGGUGUUGUGCAAGGACACCUUGGAGUUCACCAUGGCCAGCCGAGAUGCCUGCAAGGCUUUCUGGAAGACCUGUGUGGAGUACCAUGCUUUCUUCAGACUUUCUGAAGAGCCCAAAUCCAAGCCCAAAACCCUACUGUGCAGCAAGGGUUCCAGUUUCCGCUAUAGUGGAAGGACCCAACGGCAGCUUUUGGAAUAUGGAAAGAAAGGGAGGUUGACGAGCUUGCCAUUUGAGAGGAAACAUUACCCAUCUCAGUACCAUGAGCGACAGUGCCGGUCCUCACCAGACCUCCUCUCUGAUGUGUCAAAACAAGUGGAAGAUCUGAGACUAGUGUACGGCGGUGGGUAUUACAGAAAUGUGAAUGGAGGGCACGCGUCGGAGCCUGUGCUCGACGGUAGGAGGAGGAACUCCGCAGUGGAGGUGACGUUUGCAGCAGAGCUGGAGCGUUCCAAACCAGAGGCGGAUCCCACACUGUUACACCAGUCCCAAAGCAGUUCCUCUUUCCCUUUUAUUUAUACAGACCCUGUCUUUAGUACUGACCCGGAUCCCAGAGACUACUUUGAGGAAAGGAGUCCUCUGAGCUCCUUCCAACCAAGCUGUAAGUUUGCUGACAAGCACAUGAGCACAUCUUCUGGCCUUGCAAGCAAAGUGAGUCCAGCAAGGCAGCUAACUUACACAGAUGUGCCCUAUAUUCCUUGUACUGGUCAGAAGGUUGAUAUUAUGCCUCCCCAAGUCUUUUUUUAUGUGGACAGACCACCCCAGGUGCCCAAACAGUCUCCAGUCAUGGCAGAGGAAAGAGAAAGACCAGACAGCUGUCUAGAGCCCACUGCAAUGAAGCCAGCCAAAAGAAGCCCAAGGAAUGUCAGAAUGAAGAGCUUUCAGCAAGACUUUCAAGAACUCCAAGAAGCUAUGGCGAGGACUAGUGGGAGGAGCAACAUCAACGUAGAUCUGGAAGCCGAAGACCCAAAUUUAGAAGAUGCGUUUGCAUACAGCAUUCAAGACCAAAACCCCAAGCGAUCCCAGAGCCAGUCAGACAUGAAAACGAUCCGUUUUCCUUUUGGGUCCGAAUUUAGACCUUUAGGGCCUUGUCCUACUCUGAGUCGAAAAGCUGACCUUUUUACAUAUAUGUUUGCAGAGCAGGAGUUUCCAACAGUUUUAAUGGAUCAGGGAGCAGCAGAAAGGUACGUAGCUAGUGAAUCCAGUGAUUCAGAAUCAGAAAUUCUUAAGCCAGACUACUACUCUUUGUAUGGCAAAGGAAUCAGGUCGCCCAUGGCCAGAAUCCGCUUGUCUUCUGGUAGUCUACAGCUUGAUGAAGAGAAUGAAGGUGUUUCUUUCAAUAUGCCAACUGCUGAAGACAGGACUUUGUUAAAACCAUGUAAUUACUUUUUAGCUUGAAAGUGUGAACUCAGUGAACGUUUCUGGGCCAGUUCCACGUUGCCAACUUAGGUAAAAAAUAAGGAACCUUCUGCACAAACCAUUUUCUUAGUUACCCUUCAUUGGUAAUGAGGGGAUUGGCUAUGUUUGGGCACCUAGCUC